Molecule: messenger RNA, 489 nt
Organism: Macrosiphum euphorbiae (potato aphid)
Lineage: Eukaryota; Metazoa; Arthropoda; Insecta; Hemiptera; Aphididae
Source: the annotation of a GenBank genome assembly
AUGUCUAAAUCAAACAUUCAGACACAAUUGACUCAAUGGGUAUCAAAAAAAGCUGAAAAGCGUUGUUGUGAUGACAGCACUGGACCCAUCACGAAAAAACUUCAUACAUCUGAUCCACAAUCUUCCAAUUCAAAGAAUAUUAUUCCAAUUGAAUCAUCUACACUGACACAAAAUGAUGAAUCUACUAAAUUAAGUAAAACUACUUGUAACAGUGCAGUUUGUGAUGACACAUACAACAUGGACAUUGGAAACUUUUUAAGAACACCCGGUCGUACAUUAUCUGAUAAUAUUAAAGAAAAAAUAAUUAAUAUGGAUAAUAUACCACCUGAUGACUUCAUAUAUCCAUUUACUAUGAAUAUUAGAAAUGGUAAGAAUGUGAAAAGAUCAUUAAGAAAAAGUUAUUUCGAACAAAACAAAUGGCUAAUUUAUUCUCAUAUUAAGUCCGGUUUGUUCUGCAAGUAUUGUGUUUUAUUUAGCAAUAAAGGAUGA